AUGCAGUUCUCAGCUCUUGUCUUGUCUGUUUCUGCGACUCUUAUCGCAGCUGCCACAGCUACUGACAACAUGAAUCGCGAUGUUGACUCUGGCUGCCGCGCCUUUGAGGACCCUGAUUGUGGCAUUGACCAUGGUGUGUGCCAAUGUUCCAAUGGAUGGUUCUACGAACUCAACUUGGACAAUAUCGACGACGGAAACUACUGCAACCCACCUUGGGGAUUCCUUGCAACAAAUGCAUCUGGACUUGCUGGAUAUACCUGUUAG
Trichoderma asperellum CBS 433.97 is the source of this 264-nucleotide messenger RNA. RefSeq lists its product as uncharacterized. The record is from RefSeq and is a predicted model, not a curated record. Lineage: Eukaryota; Fungi; Ascomycota; Sordariomycetes; Hypocreales; Hypocreaceae.